This is a messenger RNA of Exophiala viscosa, 2495 nucleotides long. RefSeq lists its product as uncharacterized. The transcript is spliced from 3 exons. NCBI's taxonomy places the organism in Eukaryota, Fungi, Ascomycota, Eurotiomycetes, Chaetothyriales, Herpotrichiellaceae. The coding region runs from base 287 to 2362 and encodes 691 amino acids. The record is from RefSeq and is a predicted model, not a curated record.
CAAUGGCAAAUCAACCGCCGCCAAAGUACCUGCCAAGUCUCUGCGCUUUAGAGGAUCAGGCUAAGCCUAGAAAAUCGCCCGUACCAUAUCUGAACCUCAAGUCAUCACUACCGAGACGACCUUUCAGAGACUUCACCUCCCACCACCUCCUUCCCUCCUGCACGCUCGCCCCCCUCCGGUACCUCCGACAGCUUCGAGAUAGUCCUAUACCACUUAUAUCCAUCCAGGAUAGGCUUCAAUCGCGUUCAUUGGCAUUGGAGUCUAGAAAGGGGUGGCGCAGCGCCCAAUGGCGCGACGACCUCCGACCUUGGGAUCGUUACCAAUGGAAGAGAUCAAUACAUUAAGGCGACUGUCGAUCGAAAUCCCUAAUCCCAACAUCUUCAGUGACGAAUACGCUGUCAACCCCUUCGACGCCCCGUCGGACCACAGUCCGGUCGAUUCGAUUGACAGCCGACCGGAACAGCUCAACCUCAGCAGCGAUCUACGGCAUCGUUCUCCCUCAAUCAACCGUUCCUCCAUACCCGAAAGAAACAAUCACACUCUUCGCUCCGCGGAUCCCCACCGGGCCAUAUCACUCUCGUCCCGUUCCAUGGCAGACACCCAGCGAACACUAAGCACAUCCUCACGGCUCUCCAUACCCCGAAGCCAGAGCCCUUAUCGAGGGCCGACGGCACCAAGCCAGCCAUAUGGCAUGUAUUCACAAGUAACCCGUGCCUCGAGCAUCGCAAGUGAAUCGACGAUCAGGCCUGUGGAGCGACCCUUUUUAUCACAUACCGCACCCGAACAUCCGUACUCUAUGUACCCGCAAAACACGGUACCUGAAGAAGAUCUCGAUCAAGAUACACAUGUACCUCUCGGAUUCCCGGUCCUAGGCCUUCACUCGGGUUCCAACUCGACUGGAGAUGACGCUGGUGAUAUCGUGGGGACUGAUGGGCACGUCGAACAGCUACCUCCCUAUAGUAGGUAUGCCGACAACGUUAUUGCAAAGGGCGACAUGGCGAGAUUAGACGCGGCAACGACUAUGCAGCAUUCAGGGUCCGGGUCUCCUGUUCAGCCUGCCGUCUCUCCGGCAUCAGAUGUCGAAUUGACGACUGUUGGAGCAGGUGCUCCCAUGGAAGAGGUGGCCAGAAAAGAGGGAUUUGUUCAGAAGAAAUUGAAGAGAUCGUGCUGCGGAUUGCCUUUAUGGGUAUGGCUGGUACUGGUUCUGGUGGUCUGUCUGGCAGCCGUUCUCGGUGGUGUGAUUGGUGGUGUCGUAGGGAAUCAGAAGGGAGCACAAAGUGCUGCGUCUGCUACCACUACCGUGUGGCUCGACGCCGAUCCCGCCUCCACAGGGCCUUCGACGCCGUCUUGCCCGACCGGACACUGGACAAUACCUCUCAACAACACUGAUCAAGUCAGUUCCUGCGUUGUUGGCGGUGCGCCUCAAAGCGUCUGGGACUGCAUGGACUUUGCGAAACUCGGUAUCAAUAUUUUCGACAGCGGCCAGAACGGAAGCCAUCCAGGGCCCCCUUUAUCGGUGGUGUUUGACGAUUACUCCUUGAGCCCACAGUUGUUCAGAUAUGGACCGCAACCCCCCGACUUUAAUGGCUCAGCGUUCGUACUAAAACCCUUCAACGACAAAGACGAUGAUCAGUUGGGAAUCGCCUUGUUCUUUAGUGUUCUUUUUGAUAAAGUUAAUAUCUUACCGGCCUACGCGCUCACCACCCCCAGUGCGGGUUCGAAAAGGUCGCUACCUGCUGCCGAGCUGAUGAAGCGGGAUGCAGACUGGAUGGGAUCCUAUCUCAGUGUUGGCGAUCAACCAUGGUAUUGCUUCUGGAAUUCCACGAUCAGCGAGUUCUGGAUCUUCCUGGACGAGAAUAUGGACGGCACGAGCACAGCCAAUGCCACCAUCACGUCCUCCACUGGCAUGGCAACAAACACAGCCUCCACUUCAAACCCAGCCACGUCGGCCGCAUAUACGACGUCGCCACCAACGCCAACGCCGUCGUCGGCUACGCAGACUGGUGCAAGCCCCAGUACGACAACAGGCGCGACGAGCUCGGAUGGCUACUGGAAUGGGGAGAAGAUGAAGCGCUCAGCUGCCAGCGGAAACGGCUCAACAAGCUUCCCCAAGCUGGUCAAGAUGCUUGAAAAGCGCAAACCCGGCCAGAAUAUCCAGCCAUAUUGUCAACAGAUGCAAGUGCUCAACGACUGGCAAAUUGUUCCUAUUCCGACUGUGCAAACCAUUGCGGUCGAGGAGUUAGAAUCGACACAGUCUGCAUCUGCAACUGCAACUUCAGGUGGCAGCAGACUGGCGAUCCGUAAGAGAGACUCAACAGAAGGGGUAGGGUCAAACUGUCUCUGCGAAUGGUUCAGUAUAUGAGGCCGAAAAAGAAUUUGCUCCUGCCUUUUGAUGUGUUUACGAGUAAUGAUUAAUUUACGGUGGAUGGGGUUUUCUUGUCUGGUGUAUCGGUGUAUAUCAGCGAAAACAUUUGCCAAAGCUUUUUGCAAAUGUC